CGGAAGUACGUCACGGCGCCGAAGCAGUUUGGUGCAGCGCUGCUUCCGGUCCUGAGUCACGGUGAGGGAAGAGAAUGGCUCCGCCGGGAGAAUGCAAGAUGUCCGGGGACGGAGCGGAGCAGAUGGAAAUGGAUGAAACUCGUAGUGGCACUGGAUUGCGGCAGUAUUAUUUGUCAAAGAUCGAGGACCUGCAGCUGGUUGUCAAUGAUAAAAGUCAAAAUUUGAGGCGUCUCCAGGCUCAAAGAAAUGAACUGAACGCUAAAGUGCGUCUCUUGCGGGAGGAGCUGCAGCUGCUUCAGGAGCAGGGCUCCUAUGUGGGUGAGGUGGUGAGAGCCAUGGACAAGAAGAAAGUUCUGGUCAAGGUCCACCCCGAGGGGAAGUUUGUUGUGGAUAUUGAUAAAAAUAUCGAUAUAAAUGAUGUGACACCAAAUUGUCGUGUUGCAUUGCGUAAUGACAGUUACACACUGCACAAGAUCCUGCCCAACAAGGUGGAUCCACUGGUAUCACUGAUGAUGGUAGAAAAAGUUCCAGAUUCCACAUAUGAGAUGAUUGGAGGAUUAGACAAGCAGAUAAAAGAGAUAAAGGAGGUCAUCGAGCUGCCUGUCAAGCACCCCGAAUUGUUUGAGGCUUUGGGAAUUGCACAGCCCAAGGGAGUGCUGCUGUACGGACCUCCUGGCACUGGGAAGACUCUCUUGGCCCGUGCUGUCGCUCAUCAUACAGAUUGCACGUUUAUAAGGGUGUCUGGCUCUGAACUUGUACAGAAAUUCAUCGGGGAAGGGGCCCGAAUGGUGCGGGAACUCUUUGUAAUGGCUCGUGAACAUGCUCCUUCCAUUAUCUUCAUGGAUGAGAUUGAUUCCAUUGGAUCCUCCAGGCUGGAGGGAGGUUCAGGAGGGGACAGUGAGGUCCAGCGGACAAUGCUUGAGUUGCUGAACCAGCUUGAUGGAUUCGAAGCCACUAAGAAUAUCAAGGUCAUUAUGGCAACUAACAGAAUUGAUAUUUUGGACUCUGCCCUACUUCGCCCUGGCCGUAUCGACAGGAAGAUUGAGUUCCCUCCUCCUAAUGAAGAGGCACGUCUAGACAUUCUGAAGAUUCACUCCCGAAAGAUGAACUUGACUCGUGGUAUCAACCUCCGUAAAAUUGCAGAACUGAUGCCUGGAGCAUCAGGGGCCGAGGUGAAGGGAGUGUGCACAGAAGCUGGGAUGUACGCUUUACGUGAAAGAAGGGUACAUGUGACACAGGAAGAUUUUGAGAUGGCUGUAGCCAAGGUGAUGCAGAAAGACAGUGAGAAGAACAUGUCUAUAAAGAAGCUUUGGAAAUAAAAGGGCCGGGAAGUACCGGAUACUGUCAUCUCGCAAAAUAUAUCUUCAGUUUGACGGUGUCUGCUCAGCUGAUGCCAACUUGUCCAAUCAAUGUUAGGAACUCGGUUCUGAGUAUCAGGCCCCUUAUUUUGACUUUGCUACAAGUGUUGCCAACCCCCUGCGAACUCAGAGAGAUCUGUAAUCCACAGCAAAGCAUUGCAGGUGCUUUUUCUUUUUUAACUGGGGGAGGUAGCACAAAGAGAAUUCUACUCUGAUCUCACACAUCGUUCAGCAUGUGUCCUUAAAUAUAUAUAUCAAAUUAAUCUAGAAGCCAGAAACCCAUAUACUUAGUCUCAGGCUGGGUAGAGAAUCAAUUAAACUCCCCACGAGCCAAAAUCAGGUUUUUGUGCAACAGUGAGCAGUUUGGGUAUUGCGGAUUUUGUUUUACAGUUUCUAGAAAAUUAUGCCAGGGGUUUGUGUUUGUAAUACUGAUGAAAACAAUUCCAUGAGGUCUGUUUAAUAAACAAGAGAAACCAUUUAAAAA
Molecule: messenger RNA, 1842 nt
Organism: Pelobates fuscus (common spadefoot toad)
Lineage: Eukaryota; Metazoa; Chordata; Amphibia; Anura; Pelobatidae
Gene: PSMC5
Product: proteasome 26S subunit, ATPase 5
Exons: 12
Coding region: 75-1319 (414 amino acids)
Biological process (GO): proteasome-mediated ubiquitin-dependent protein catabolic process
Cellular component (GO): proteasome regulatory particle, base subcomplex
Molecular function (GO): ATP binding; ATP hydrolysis activity; proteasome-activating activity
Source: RefSeq, a predicted model, not a curated record